This is a messenger RNA of Pygoscelis adeliae (Adelie penguin), 1040 nucleotides long. It is a transcript of the gene CTSA, whose product is annotated as cathepsin A. The record is from RefSeq and is a predicted model, not a curated record. Gene Ontology annotation, biological process: proteolysis. The transcript has 9 exons. Lineage: Eukaryota; Metazoa; Chordata; Aves; Sphenisciformes; Spheniscidae. The coding region runs from base 1 to 972 and encodes 323 amino acids. Gene Ontology annotation, molecular function: serine-type carboxypeptidase activity.
AUGACGAUUGCCAACGUGCUCUACCUGGAGUCCCCCGCUGGCGUCGGCUUCUCCUACUCCGAGGACAAGAAGUAUGCCACAAACGACACCGAGGUUGCUCACAACAACUACCUGGCGCUGAAGGACUUCCUCCGGCUCUUUCCCGAGUACUCCAAGAACGAUCUCUUCCUCACGGGGGAGAGCUACGGGGGGGUCUACAUCCCCACGCUGGCGGAGUGGGUGAUGCAGGACCCCAGCCUCAACCUGAAGGUGAGUGGCUGGGCUCCUAAAGUUCCCUACCAAUCACCCAACCCUUCUUGCGGCUCGUUGCAGAUGGCGGAGAUGAUUCAGAUCGUAGAGGAGUCCGGCCUCAACAUCUACAACCUCUAUGCCCCGUGCGAUGGUGGUGUCCCUGGGAGCAUGAGGUACGAGGGUGACUAUCUUAUCACACAUGACCUGGGCAACUCCUUCAUCCAGAUGCCGAUGAGGUUCUCCUGGCGGCAGAACCUGUUCCGGAUGCCGGUAGCCCGGAAGAAGGUCCGGAUGGACCCUCCCUGCACGAACUCCACAGCCCUCCGCGUGUAUCUGAACUCUCCGGAGGUGAGGAAGGCUCUUCACAUCUCCCCCGACGCCCCAGAGUGGCAGGUGUGCAGCUUCGAGGUGAACCGCAGCUACAAGCGCCUGUACAUGCAGAUGAACAGCAAAUACCUGAAGCUGCUCGGAGCCACGAAAUACCGGAUCCUGGUGUACAACGGGGACGUCGACAUGGCCUGCAACUUCCUCGGGGACGAGUGGUUUGUGGACUCCCUGUGCCAGAAGGUAAAUGGGCAGGGCCGGGCCUGGGCCAGGCCGGUCACCAGCUCCAGGCUGCGCAGUUGUCUGCGCGCCGGGGCCGGCUGCGGCGAGGGCGGGGCUGGCCACAUGGUGGCCACGGACCGGCCGCUCGCUGCCUUCACCAUGUUCAGCCGCUUCAUUAAGAACGAGCCUUACUAGGAGCUGUGGAGGCAGCGCCUGGCGCCCCGGCUGCCCUCUCCACCCGGCACCUCCCGCCCGUCCUUGGU